AAAAAAUAAAUAAAUAAAUAAAGAACAAUUAAAAUUCUGUUCCAAUAACAAUAAAGACCCACAUCAUUAGUGUUGAAAGCUACUCAACAUUUACAUGAAGAAGAGAGAGAUAGAUCUACUGAUAUAUACAGAUCAGUUGUUUGUUGCUUUCUCAAUAUCUCAAUAAUGGCAGCUUAGAAGGUGGUGGAAGUGACAGAGAUGGGGAAGACAAGCAAGUGGAUUCGAAACUUCCUGACAGGAAAGAAAGACAAACAAAAAGAAAAGGAUCAGAUUCUGGGUCUGCCCACUUCACACCGAACAGAGAACCCCACUACUCCGAUUUCGAUCACUCCCACGACUCCGAAGGAGAAGCGGAGAUGGAGUUUCCGGCGAUCCUCGGCUGCGGCGGCUGGUCAGAACGGUACGGAGAGCAUUGCCACCACUCCGCCGCCGCCGGCGGUGUUGGAAUCGGAAAAUGAGCAGAGGAAGCAUGCAACGGCGGCACAGGCCUCUGCUGCCGUGAUCCGGGCAACCGCUGCCGGAAGAGGCACUGCUAUUGAAGAGGCUGCUGCCAUAAAGAUCCAAUCUGUUUUUCGUUCUUAUUUGGCAAAAAAAGCACUAUGUGCAUUGAAAGGCCUAGUGAAGUUGCAGGCAUUGGUGAGGGGUCACCUAGUGAGGAAACAAACCACUAUGAGCCUGCGGUGCAUGCAGGCUUUGGUGACAGUUCAGGCUAGAGCUCGCGCUCAGAGGAUCAGAAUGGUUGAAGAAUCCAAGUCUAUUAUCAAUCAGAGCCAAUUCAAUUACAGUCAUAGACAAACCACACAGGACAAUAGGUUCAAGCAUUCAUAUGAGAUGGAUAGCGGCAUGGAGGAGAACAUCAAAAUUGUAGAAAUGGAUAUUGGAGAAUCAAAAUUGACUACAAAGAGCAGAAACAGCUAUCCAAACAACCCACAAACAGAGUGUACUGGACAUCGAUUUUCCACACAUUCCGCACCAAAUCGCUCAUACUCAAAGCCCGAUCACCAAGAGCUAUCACCAGCACCGUCAGCACUGACUGACAUAAGCCCGAAAACUUGCAGUGGACAUUUUGAGGACUACCCAUUGGGCACAGCUCGAAGCAGCCCUUGGUAUCACUCUUCUGUGUCCAAGCCCGACCCUUCCACAGCCCCUUUCGCCUUUCCAAGCCACGAAUAUGCCGAGUCUCUCUGCUAUGAGUACCCUUUCUUUCCAAACUAUAUGGCUAAUACUGAGUCUUCAAGGGCCAAAGUGCGGUCACAGAGCGCGCCAAAGAUGAGGCCAGACUCAUUUGAGAGGCAACUGAGUAGGCGGAGGCCUUCACUGGAAGGAAGGAAUAUUCCCCGGGCUGUGAGGAUGCAGCGGUCAUCCUCACAUGUCGGUUCCACAGCUCAGAAUUAUCAGCACCCGUGGUCAAUUAAGCUUGACAGGUCGAGUGUUUCGCUUAAGGACAGUGAAUGUGGAUCAACUAGCACGGUUCUCACGAAUACCAACUACUGCAGAUCUCUCGUUGGAUUUGAUGUGAGCAGAGUUCAAUUCAGAUUGAAAUAAUUCAAUAAAAGCUUGUGUUAUAUAUCAUUUGUGUUUUUGCCAAUGCAGGUUCAUGGAAAUAGGUACUGAAAGUGCUUUUUUCAUCGUUGGGUUAUGACUCAAUUGUUGUGAAUGAUCCGGGUAGAAACAAUGUCAGAGAAUUGACAAUCGAUCAAAGCUAGAAACAGUAAGGUGUUUGAUGUAGAAACUGCUAAAAAAAAUUCUGCAAUUUUUCAUCUUUAUUUUAAUCUUGAGGCCCAGUAUGUUGUUUCUGUUUUGCAUUUUUGUGUUUUCAAAUUAUCUGGUCGCUGAACUUGAAUUGUGUUUCCACAGCCCCUAACCGUAAGGAAAAUGCAUUGUAAAAGGACCGCAAAUUGUUCAUAGAAAUUCUAUUGAGUUUGAAUUUUAUUGUUUAUAUAUAUUAAGUAAUUACUGCA
Messenger RNA from Camellia sinensis, 1961 nucleotides. RefSeq names its product protein IQ-DOMAIN 19. Lineage: Eukaryota; Viridiplantae; Streptophyta; Magnoliopsida; Ericales; Theaceae. The record is from RefSeq and is a predicted model, not a curated record. Gene Ontology annotation, molecular function: protein binding.